ACAAAUGGGCGCGGUGAUCGAGCUGACAAUCAGCUCAGAACCGGUGACUUGUGCUCGCUGUUCCAUCGUCAAGGUAAUUCUACUGGUAGCCCUCUGCGUGGGUGUUAACUCGAGCCGAAGCGAAAACGAGGAUGUUGCCGCCGAAGCUGGAGCCGAUCUCGGUCAAGACAACACCGAUGCCGGUUCAAUCACCGACGAAAGCUCCGGGUCUUCAUCCCUGAAACCGACCAAACGAGGCGUCUACUAUCCGGGACCAGCACUCGGGACUCACGGAGGUCACGGCGUUCACAGACACGGAGGAUACUCGGGAUACGGUGGCGGUUACGGAUAUGGUGGCGGCUACGGAUACGGUGGAUACGGUGGCUACGGCGACGGAUCGUUCUACACGGUUCCUCAACCUGUCGCAGUCCCCGUUCCCGUUCCCAUAACGAGACACGUCCCGGUCGCAAAGCCGGUCCCGGUCCCGGUUCCCGUCCCGGUUGUGGUCCACCGCCACGUCCCUUUCCCGGUGACCGUGAACCGGCCGGUUCCCGUUCCAGUCCCGGUUCCACAUCCGGUGGCCAUCCCGGUCCCAGUUCACUACGCCCCGUUUUACGGCGGCGAUUUUGGAGCUGGAUACGCGCCUGGAUAUGGCGGUGGAGCAGCCGGCUAUGGUCACGGUUUUGGGAGUCCAGGGUUCGGCCAUGGCUACGGAUACGGUGGCUACGGGGGACACGGUCACCACCAUCAUCACCACUUCAAGGGCCACCAUCAUCAUCACUAGAUGUUCGGUCAAACCAGACCAAGGUGCGAUGGAUAUUAAGCUAACCAGGAUCGUAAGCUGUAUGAUAACAUAAGUAAUCAUUCGGUAGGUUUGGAUGUUUCAACCUAGCUUCAUCUUCGUGAUGAAUAUCGCGUAAUAGGUGUCUACGUAACUUUCUUGUCAUUGUACGAAUAACCGUACCUUGGACGUUUUAUCUAUCGUAUAAUAUCGUUUAUAUCUGUAUAAGUGUUACCGAUGCGUUGUAGAGGUGUUUAUUACAUGUAUACCAAAUCGAAUUCAUCGUUUAUUGUAAUAUUGUAGGUGUUGUACAGUACGAUUAAAUUGGA
Messenger RNA from Neodiprion virginianus, 1089 nucleotides. RefSeq names its product cuticle protein 64-like. The transcript is spliced from 2 exons. The record is from RefSeq and is a predicted model, not a curated record. NCBI's taxonomy places the organism in Eukaryota, Metazoa, Arthropoda, Insecta, Hymenoptera, Diprionidae. Bases 5 to 763 code for a protein of 252 amino acids.